CGCUGCAUAAUAUAAAUAAAAUUCAAAUUACUACCAAUCCCAAUAUAAAGUUUCAGAAUAAUAUAUUAUAUAGUGCUAUUUUAUAAAUUUUCUACCAAUGACGUCCGCAGAAGAGGUAGACGCGGUGCUAACUGCGAAACAGGCUCUAAUGUUUGCCCUGGGUGACAAGUGGCCACUGUAUCUGGCCAACAUGAAAUUGUGGUUUCGAAAAAAAUCCUCUAAGGAAGAGUUUGACUUGGAAUGCCGCAAAUUGUUCAACUCAGAUCAGAUGCAUCUGCAUAACAAAUUUCUCCUUGCGAUUUUGAACAAAAUAGAUGCUGUGGCACCCCCUCAAAGUGUCAGUUAUGGGGUGAAUGCAGGCCAUGGAAAGAGUAGUGGUAGUUCAAAGAAGCGGAAGCGUUCAUCAAAACCUUCCUCAGAUCGUGCAACAUUUGAGCCGGCUACGGUACACGAUUUUAUUCCGAAAGAAAUUAUAGACUACGAACAGGCAGCUAGCCAGAGCAACACAGUACCUACCAUUCGCUAUGCUGCACAAGAGCUGUUCCUGCCGGACAACGGAUUGGUCCUGGGUAGAUUGCUAGUCGGUGCUUGGGAAAACGGUCUGAUCAACGUGGAGGAAAACGCUGUCGACUUAAUAGUUCAAGCUGUUCAGGUAAUGUUGAAAAACAUCCUAACCGCAGUCAUCAUGAAGAGGAAGCAUUUUCGCACCACGGCCAAUGGGACAUUUGCCUACGACGUGGGUCAUCAGUUGGCUCAUCCUUACAAUCGUAACACCGUCACCAAAACGAAAGUCGAUGAUGAGCCAAUGGAGCUGGAUAAAGAAAUCACAACUGUCUGUUAUUUGAAGCCUCCGGCGGGGGAUUCAAUAUUUCUGGCUUCGUGUGGGGAACCUUACCAGAAUCAGACGAGAAAGAUAACUGUAUAUGAUGUGUACAAAACACUUCUCAACAGAAGUGUGAUUCCAUCCCAUUCGGUCUAUUCGAUGAAUAUGGAAAGGAUAUCAAGUCUAUUGUCGUAAAUUAAAAAGUCAAUUUUUAAUAAGGAAAAUAUGUAUAUUUAUAUCUUUACAUGUUUUAUAAAGACUAUAAAAAUAAUUGUUUGAUUAUUGAUAUCAAAAAUACACAUGCAACUAAAUCA
This is a messenger RNA of Topomyia yanbarensis, 1137 nucleotides long. Its product is annotated as transcriptional adapter 1-like. Gene Ontology annotation, biological process: regulation of transcription by RNA polymerase II. Gene Ontology annotation, molecular function: transcription coactivator activity. Gene Ontology annotation, cellular component: SAGA complex. Lineage: Eukaryota; Metazoa; Arthropoda; Insecta; Diptera; Culicidae. Bases 98 to 1018 code for a protein of 306 amino acids. The transcript is spliced from 2 exons. The record is from RefSeq and is a predicted model, not a curated record.